CUUCCACGAGCCAACCAGCCGAGCGCACACGAACAGCGGUUCUUGCUUGUCCUUGGGCGUAUCCCCGUCAACUCAGUGCUUUCGCUGCUGGAUCUCCGCGUCACUGCGUUACAACGAUUUUCGCUCUAAUAAAAUAUAAACUCAAAUAUCGGUAUCGAGCCCAAUACAAUCUCAAAUGGGAGAACCGGCUAAAGGACAACCUUCUCAACAAUCAUUUCAAGGCCAAAUGCCCACUGCUAGUGCUUAUUGUACCAAUAGACCGGAACACCUUAAAGGUAUUCAGAAGCACUUAGUGUAUAUGUUGCAUGCGCAUAAAUGCAAAACCAAACUUAGGACUGACGAGCAUAGACAAUGUGGCUUAUCAAAUUGCUUAAUGAUUAGAAAUUUGUUAACUCACAUGACGAUGUGUCAACUUGGCAACAACUGCACAGUGCCUAAUUGCAAAAUAUCGAGACAGAUUAUUAAUCAUUGGAGACACUGUAUUAACAAUAACUGUGUGAUUUGCGAACCAAUAAGACAGGGAGCUAGACAAGCCAAUCCACAAAAUCCUCACACACAUUUCAAACAGAAUGAGUUUGAAUCUAGUCUGAUAGAUGUACAGAAUAUAUUGGAAAACUUGCAGCUUUCAAGUGACCUUCAACAUAGUCAAGUCACAGCAACACCCAUGCAAGGAACACAGUAAUAACAUCAGUCUGUCACUCCAGAUCUCAGGGAAUCAUCUAGUUCAUAAAUUGUCUAAGCAAUGUUCCUCACUCCGGAUCCACAAACUAUGCUCGACAAAAGAAUUGUGCAACUUUGUUACGUACGCAAGAAAGAUGGAGAGCGAAUUGUACGGAUGGCUAAUUUGCGAUGGGAAUAUGAUCAUCUUUUGACCGAAAAGAUCUAUAUAAUAUAAAAGGAAAUACUUUAAACACUUUAAAAACAUGUUUUUUACUUAUAUGUAAUUUUUACAAUCUUACAAUUUUUAUUUCUUAUUCUUUUUUCUUCUUUUUUAUCGUUUUCUAAUGUGAAAUACGCAUGUUAAAGUUUAUUAAUUCUCAUAAAUAACAUACCGUUUUUUUAUUUUAUUUUAUUUUUCUUAUAUUAUUGCUUACAUGUGAUUUCUUUUGAUUAUAACAAUUAAAACUGAGAUUCAUCUUGGGCUCUGUGUGAAGUCUUUAAACCAAUAAAUGAAUUCUUUUGAUUAUGUUGUAUUUUAUUUAUUAUUAUUUUGAGUUUUAGUUUUAUUUUAUGCUUUAAUCUGUAUGAUUUGGAAGCAUAGUGUUAUAGUAAUUUCUUUAUUAGACGAAAAACGCCAGAAACGGAAAGAACAGCAAUUUACAAGUUCAACAGCAAUAGCCGCAACCGACAGACGCAUCCCGGAUUGAGGCCACGCACACCUCCUAAUGUCGGAGCCGUUAUUUCAGGAACAUCAAAACCAGUUGGAGCAGUACCGCCUGCACUCUCCGAAGUCAUUCACCGAUCAUAAAUCAACUAGGGACAAUACCUGCAAUGGCCAUCCAACAACGUAACAGAAUGCAGUUCCCUCAACAACAACAACAAGCUCAACAACAAUAAAUUCAAGCUCAACAGCAGAUACAGCAGCAACACCAACAGCAACAACAGGGAAUUCCUGGUUGGUCCUCCCGAUCUCAGUCUGAAUGGACAAUUCACGUCGAAUGUCAAUAUGGGGCCAAAUCUUGUACUCAACUCCUCUCGGACAACCUCAGAUGUCUCAAGCUAAUCAUAAAGAGAUGUCUUCAUGGAGAAGCACUGGAAGAGCGCGGUCGCGCGUUCGCUAUGCGACUACUUCUUUGACCAACAGCGAAGAGUUCUGUCCCCAGAAGACACCCCACCGGUGAUAGCUACUCCACAUCAUUACCUCAUUAGCAUAUAUCGUUGCAGUAUGUUUUUUGUAGCAGUAUGUACGACAGAAGUUCCUCCGUUAUUCGUCAUUGAAUUCUUGCACAGAGUGGUUGAUACCUUUGAAGAUUAUUUCAGCGAAUGUACGGAAACAAUCAUAAAAGAAAAUUACGUGGUUGUGUAUGAAUUACUGGAUGAGAUGUUGGAUAACGGUUUUCCUCUAGCUACGGAAUCCAACAUACUGAAAGAAUUGAUCAAACCUCCCAACAUCUUGCGUACCAUAGCGAAUACCGUUACAGGCAAAUCCAACGUUAGCGCGAUCCUACCUAGCGGACAAUUGUCAAAUGUUCCAUGGAGACGAACCGGAGUGAAGUAUACCAACAACGAAGCUUACUUCGACGUUGUUGAAGAAGUGGACGCUAUUAUUGAUCGAACCGGAGCGACCGUGUUCGCGGAAAUCCAAGGCUAUAUCGACUGUUGCAUAAAGUUAAGCGGCAUGCCAGAUCUCACGCUUUCGUUCAUGAAUCCAAGAUUGUUUGACGACGUUAGUUUUCAUCCGUGCGUUCGAUUCAAAAGAUGGGAGUCGGAAAGAAUACUUUCUUUUAUUCCACCCGAUGGCAAUUUUCGCCUUCUUUCGUAUCACAUAGGAUCGCAAAGUAUUGUAGCGAUUCCGAUAUACGUGAGACACAACAUAAGUUUGAAAGAACCAGGAGGUGGUAGAUUGGAUAUAACGGUUGGACCGAAACAAACUAUCGGCAGAACGGUUGAAAACGUGACUCUUGAAAUUCCGAUGCCAAAGAUAGUUUUAAAUUGCACUUUGACUCCGAAUCAAGGAAAAUAUUCGUUCGACCCGGUCAGUAAGAUAUUACUAUGGGAUAUCGGAAGAAUCGAUGUUUCCAAGUUGCCGAAUCUUCGAGGAUCGAUCACGAUACAAAACUCGGCACUCGUUACCGAAUCAAAUCCAGCAAUCAACGUACAUUUUACGAUAAACCAAUUGGCGGUGUCCGGAUUGAAGGUGAAUCGUUUGGAUAUGUACGGCGAAAGAUACAAGCCGUUCAAAGGUGUGAAAUAUAUAACAAAAGCUGGGAAAUUUCAAAUAAGAAUGUAAAUAUAUUUACA
Molecule: messenger RNA, 2961 nt
Organism: Pseudomyrmex gracilis
Lineage: Eukaryota; Metazoa; Arthropoda; Insecta; Hymenoptera; Formicidae
Gene: carmine
Product: AP-3 complex subunit mu-1
Exons: 12
Coding region: 1742-2950 (402 amino acids)
Biological process (GO): intracellular protein transport; endocytosis
Cellular component (GO): cytoplasmic vesicle; clathrin adaptor complex
Source: RefSeq, a predicted model, not a curated record